This is a messenger RNA of Xenopus laevis (African clawed frog), 2549 nucleotides long. It is a transcript of the gene tp53i11.L, whose product is annotated as tumor protein p53 inducible protein 11 L homeolog. Gene Ontology annotation, cellular component: membrane. The record is from RefSeq and is marked provisional. NCBI's taxonomy places the organism in Eukaryota, Metazoa, Chordata, Amphibia, Anura, Pipidae.
AUCUGGUAUUACGGCGAGUGAGCUCGGGCUGCCGGGCUGGGAGAGAUGUGACCGCGGGACGAACCAAAGUGAAGCGGCGGGGGAGAAAGAGCAGCAGGACGAGGGCAACCGGCGGGGACUCGGAGAAGGGACAGCGCUGAGAGUCGAUUUAAAGGGAUACUGAGCCAGUGUCAAUAUGGCCACCAAGUCGCCUCCCCCGUUAAUGAAGAAGCACAGCCAGACGGACCUUGUGAGCCGGCUGAAAACGCGCAAGAUCCUCGGGGUGGGAGGUGAAGAUGAUGAUGGAGAGGUCCACAGGUCUAAGAUCUCUCAAGUUCUGGGAAAUGAAAUAAAAUUCGCAGUACGAGAACCUCUCGGUUUGAGGUUAUGGCAGUUCCUCUCGGCCGUCAUGUUUACUGGGAUCGCUGUCAUGGCUCUGACCUUCCCAGAUCAGCUGUUCGCAGCCGUGUUCGACAGUGGCCCCGUCAGCAGCAAGACUUCCACUCGUUUAUACGGAGGGGCCCUUUUUAGCAUUUCCCUCAUUAUAUGGAACUCCAUGUACACGUCGGAGAAAGUCAUUAUACGGUGGACGCUGCUGACGGAGGCCUGUUACCUCAGCAUCCAGCUCAUUGUGACUGCAGUGACGGUGAUCGAGAGCGGAAGCUCCUCCCUGGCUGCCGCCGCCGUUCUCUGCGGCUGCCUUCUCUUUGCGCUGAUCAGUAUCUACUACUACUACCUACUGGGUCGCCGACCCAAGAAGAUUUGAUCUGGUCUCUCGGCUCCCAGGACUUCAGAUCAUUCCCGUUACUCGGAGCCGCGUUCCCUGGGGUGACGUUCAUCCGGGCGCCCAGAACUUUUACGCUUUUUUUCUCCUUCGGUGAGAACUGGUUCCCCUUCAGACUCGCGAGGAAUCGGCCGAGCAGCUCUGGGAACGUCUGCGUCUCUCUGUCUGCAAAGACUAAGACGGAUUUUAAGUGGCGCUGAAGCACAAUGCAUGCACCGUGCAUUUAAUGUUUAGAAGCACCCACGGGUCCUGUUUGUGUACCUUGUUGUAACCCCGCUCAUGGGUGGGCGGCCCAGCUACGCAUGCUUGCUUAGGAUACUAUUAAUUUCAUUGUUUCUUCCUUUCCCUUUAUUUCAUGCCUUUAUCUGUUCUUUGCAGAUCUUAGGGGUGAGUUUUUCUGGGUUUUUUUUUUUUUUUUUUACAUUUAGGGGCCUCAGCUAUGCCUUGUGCCCCCGUCCAACCAGCCAAAGGAUAAUACAAUAUUUAAAGGGCAGAUUCAGCUUUACAUUAACGCUUCCUAUGGAAUAUGGGGUUUUAACGGGGUGGUUCACCUUUAAGGUAACUUUUAGUGUUAUUAAGUGGCCAAUUCUAAGCAACUUUUCAAUUGGUCUUCAUUAUUUUUUUUAUAGUUUUUUUUUUUUGUUUUGUUUUUUUUAAAUUAUUUGCCUUUUUAUUCGGACUCUUUCCAGCUCUCAAAAGGGGGGUCACUGACCCCAUCUAAAAAGCAAAUGCUCUGUAAGGCUACACAUUUAUUGUUAUCGCUACUUUUUAUUGCUCGUUUUUCUAGUCAGGCCUCUCCUAUUUAUAUUCCAGUCUCUUAUUCAAAUCAAUGCAUGGUUGCUAGGGGAAUUUGGACCCUAGUUACCAGAUUGCUUAAAAUGCAAAUUGAAGAGCUGCUGAAUAAAAAGCUAAAUAAAAAAAUAAUAAAUGAAAACCAAUUGCUAAUUGUCACAGAAUAUCCCUCUCUACAUCAUACUAACAGUUAAUUUAAAGGUGAACAACCCCUUUAAGGCCAUUGAUUUUUUUUUUUUUUUAAUUUUUAAAAUAUCCUCACCAUAGCAACAGGCAGUAAUAGAUUCAGUCUCACUGGUUUCUAGUGUUAAUGAUACUAGCAGCUAAAAUGUGUUCAGUUUCUAUGCCCUGUUUAGUUCCCCUUUAAAUAGAAAGGGCUUUAUAGAGGGGCAUCUCCUGCUAGGGGGUCUUGUAGCCUCAUUAGUAGUACGGCAGGUACAGGGGUCGCUCAUUUGUUGCAUGGCUGGAAGGGGGUGCAGGGAGUUGUUCCCUGAUUAAGCCCUAUCCCUAUGUGAGGUGCAGGGAGUUGCUAAGGUUGUGAUACUUAAGGGAAAAGACAAUUCUCUUCACUCCCGAAGGGUGCUGGGAGUUGUAUGUUGGCAACAUGGAUAUAAAUUGCCGUCCCCCCAUUCUUUUUACAACUGCUUCUCUGUAUGGACCCCCGAAAGACAGUUGUGGGGUCACAGAAGGAUUCAGUGUUUCAGGGGCAACAGAUGCGUGUUUAACCCCUUCAUUACAGGAGCAGACCCACAUCUUGCUAAUUCUGCCCCGGGCUGGUGCUUCGGAUAUUCUCCUGCCCCACGGACCUUGGACCCUCCCACUGGUGCAGUGGAAUAAGGAGACUCGUUACUGCUAUAGAACAGGCCGAAAUAUCUCCUCCCACCCCCCAUUCAGCUGUCUGUGCUCUUGUGUUGUGUUCUUUUUAAUUCUUGUUUUGUUGUAUCGAAACUUAAUACCUCAGUAUCUUCCAUAAUAAAAUAUGCAUUCAGCUGUG